AACAUUAAGUCAAACCAGGCAUCUCUAACGUGACAUCCAGACAUUAUAGUAGAUCUGAAAGAAUCAUCGGAUGAGUGUAAAAAAUAAACUCCAUCUAGCCAUCUGGUGGCCGGCUGUAAAAUAAUCAGCGCAGACGCCGUCGAAACCUGGGCUAAACUCCAAUUCUUGUCCGCCCGAGAUUCGGCGACCCAGCAGCAAUCAUACUCAACUAGAGCGGGGGGGCAAACUCUGAAUAAACUUGAUUACUAGUCGCUGUAUCUAGCUAUUUUCAUCUUGAAACAUGCUAGUGUAGAUAGCUAGCUUCAACCUAUUUCACAUUUGAUUAGCAAUGCUAAAGACGGACGGGAGAGCUAGAAAGCUAACAUUAGUUGCUAGCUGGUCAGGAAAAACACAGGACGUUGCGCUGGUUGUUUUACUCGUUAAACUCGCGGAUUCUUACCUGUGCAGUGAAGAGAAACUAGCACACGCUAGCUAACAUCAGCAAGCUGCAUUGUCAACUAUUAUGGUGUUUUCAUUCGCAUUACAGCUGAGGGUUGACUGUUUAUUAUAGUUCAUGCUAUGUAACUAGCGUUUGACUUUCCUUCAACCAAAGAGGACGUUCGGGUUGUUGCUAUAUAUCGGCGUGGCCGAAAAAGUUUGCUAAUCCCCGGACUAGAUUUUACCGUAUAACGUACUUGUAGGAACAAACCUCGCGUUGGGUAACGCUUUAACGUUAACUAACAGAGCCCUAUAACUUGACAGCUCAUCGUACCCACUGCACAGUUCAGUGUUAUUGGCGAAGCACUUUUGUACAUCCAGAGAGUGGAAUAGGCGCACCAAUGUAACGUUAACGUAGCUAGGUACUGUAGCUAGCUUGUGAAUGCAGUGAUAACGUUACUUUAUUCAGAUACGUGAAUCGAGAACUUUGCUUUUAACUCUACUUACAUAUUAUUGAUAGGUAGCUAUUUUUUUUUACUGACGAUUAACUACUUCAGCUAGUAGGUUAGCUAGCUAGUUAGCUAGCUAGAACUUUAGCUUGCUAACUAGCUAGCUAGUUUACGCCUUCGACACGUAGCCAGCUAGCCGCCAGACAAGGGUACUUAUGAGAAACGUUUUGAUAAGUUAGCUAGCUAGCUAACGUUAGCUAAAGAAACAAGAUAGCCCCCCCAAAACAAACAGAGGACAGAUGAACAUCGAGUUUUGAGGUUCUGUGAAGUUGUUACCCCCCCCCCGGAAAUUUAAGAUGUCAACCCGGACAGUAACCAGGACGGCAUUAUUAACAAUUGAACAUUCUUCAAACCAGUCUCCCUCUGAGUCCAAGGCAGGCGGGCGUGCCAAUAUGCCGCGGUGCCGGAAUUCUGUCCCCACGACGGCAGACGAGCAGCCACACAUUGGCAACUACCGACUGCUAAAGACCAUUGGCAAGGGCAACUUUGCCAAGGUCAAACUGGCCCGGCAUGUCCUCACAGGGAAAGAGGUGGCCGUGAAAAUCAUUGACAAAACUCAACUUAACUCUUCCAGUCUCCAAAAGCUGUUUCGUGAAGUGAGGAUCAUGAAGUUGCUGAAUCAUCCAAAUAUCGUUAAGUUAUUUGAAGUUAUUGAGACUGAGAAGACACUGUACUUGAUCAUGGAGUAUGCCAGUGGAGGUGAGGUGUUUGAUUACCUUGUUGCUCACGGGAGAAUGAAGGAGAAAGAGGCCAGAGCCAAAUUUAGACAGAUAGUUUCAGCGGUACAGUACUGCCACCAGAAGUGCAUUGUACACAGAGACCUAAAGGCAGAGAACCUACUCCUAGAUGCUGACAUGAACAUCAAGAUCGCAGACUUUGGUUUCAGCAAUGAGUUCACCAUGGGGAACAAGCUGGACACGUUCUGUGGCUCCCCACCCUACGCCGCCCCAGAGCUGUUCCAAGGGAAGAAGUAUGACGGGCCCGAGGUGGACGUCUGGAGCCUGGGGGUCAUCCUCUACACCCUGGUCAGCGGCUCUCUGCCCUUCGACGGGCAGAACCUCAAGGAGCUGCGUGAACGGGUUCCGGGGAAGUAUAGGAUUCCCUUCUACAUGUCCACAGACUGCGAGAACCUGCUCAAGAAGUUCCUCAUUCUCAACCCAACCAAGAGGGGCAGCCUGGAGCAGCAGAUCAUGAAGGACCGCUGGAUGAAUGUAGGCCAUGAGGAGGAGGAGCUGAAGCCCUUCAUCGAGCCCCAGCCAGACUAUAAGGACCCCAAGAGGACAGAUAUCAUGUUGCAGAUGGGCUACUCUGCAGAGGAGAUCCAGGACUCGCUCGUCAACCAAAAAUACAAUGAAGUCAUGGCCACAUAUCUAUUACUGGAUUACAGGAACACAGAGAUGGACGAAUGUAUCAGUCUGUCAAUGAAAUCCCGCCCAGGAAGUGACCUCACAAACAGCAAUGCCCAAUCUCCUUCUCAUAAGGUACAGCGCAGUACCUCAUCCAAUCUGAAGCCCCGGAGAGCAACAGAUGCAGGUUCUUCUGCUUCCAAGCGUUCCCAGGGCGACAACAAGCAGACAGCAGAGGAUUAUGGGAGGAAAGGUUCUGGCACUGGCAGCUCCACUAAAGUCCCUCCCAGUCCUAUAGCAACAGCAGAUCGUAAGAGGAGCACCCCAACCCCCUCCACCAACAGCAUCCUGUCCACUGGUACGAGUCGCAGUCGGAACUCGCCGGUCCCUGAGAGGGCCACACUUGGGGUCCAGAAUGGAAAGGACAGCCUGACCACCCCAGGGUCCCGUGCCUCCACAGCCUCGGCAGCUGCCGUACUCUCCUCCUCCCACCCCCGACAUCACAAGUCCUUGUCCACCUCUGCUCACCCCAGCCCCCCAGACAUCCAUGCACACCGGCCCAGCACCGCCCCUCAGAGAGUACCGGUGGCGUCUCCUUCUGCCCACAACAUCGGCAGUUCCACGGCGACAGACCGUUCCAACUUCCCCAGAAAUGUGACCAGCCGAAGCACUUUCAGUGCCGGCCAGCAGAGGGCGGCACGGGACCAACAUACCUCCACUUAUAAUGGUCCCCCAUCAUCCCCAUCCCUCUCCUACGGGAACAGCCAAGCCCGAAGAGCAGGGGGCACUGGCAUCUUCAGAAAGUUCACUUCUAAAUUUGUGCGCAGAAAUCUCACAUUCAGAUUCCCCAGAAGCCCGUAUGAGGGAGAGGGUCGAGAUGAGGCCAGCAGACCCAUGCUGACCACCGCUGAGAAGCUGGAGAAGGUCACUCUGGGCUCUGUAGGAGAUGAGAACAAGGACUUCCUGUCCUCCACCUCUACGGUACCCAGCACCCCGACUUCAAGCCUGACCUCCAAGGACCACAAGCCCCGCUCGCUGCGCUUCACCUGGAGCAUGAAGACCACCUCCUCCAUGGAGCCCAAUGAGAUGAUGAAGGAGAUCCGGAAGGUUUUGGACUCGAACAGCUGCGAGUAUGAGCUGCGGGAGCGCUACAUGCUGCUGUGCGUGUCUGGGAAUCCCGCCUGUGACGACUUUGUCCAGUGGGAGAUGGAGGUUUGCAAGCUGCCCCGCCUCUCCCUCAAUGGGGUUCGCUUUAAGCGCAUUUCUGGCACGUCCAUCGCCUUCAAGAACAUCGCUUCCAAGGUUGCCAAUGAGCUCAAACUUUGAGCUUGUGGAUGAGUAGUGAUGAUUAUGAUAACAAGGAGUCGGCUGGUGGAAGGAGACAGACUGGAGCACGCAGGCAGAGAGGCUAAACUUUGACACAGAACUGAGUUGAGAGGGUGACAAAGGAGCAUGGAGAGACUUUUGGGAUGGGGGGGUACAAAGAGUUUAAGGGAGGUUGCGUGUAUAGACCUUUUAAGGGGAUUGUUAAUUUUCUUGAGGGGGUGUUCUUUUCGUUUGGGUUUUCUAUCCUUUCCCUCUGACUUUUCUGUUGUCUUCUAAGACCGUUUUGUUUCUACCUUAAACCUCACGAUCCUCUUUUUCCAAAAGGAAUUCAUUGAUGGAAAAUAUGAAAGGAAAUUAGUUAUAAAGCAAUGAACUGAUUGUGGGUUUAAUUAUAUAUAUUUUUGUUGCCCAAAAUAGCCCUGGACUCAGUCAGCUGUAACCCUCAGGCCCUUCUCUCUCCAUUAUCCUGCACCAAGGACAGACGGUCUAAACACCAUGUUACUGCAUCUUGCCCCUACUUUCAGCUGUCCGUUUUGAACAGAUGAAGAGACCUGCAGUUUGACACUCUGAAUGUACAACAUGAUUAGACGGAUGUAUCUUUAGGUACAACGCAUAUUCACUACAAUGUAAAUUGGAUUUCACAUCAUGUUCUGAUUCUGAUCAGCUAAUGAAGGCUGCACAAGGUUUCUGCUUCAGUGUGGUGGUUCAGAAAGCCAUUUUUACAUCACAGCACAAUGUCUUACUUGAUGGUAAAGUGGAAGUGCAGACGGGAUUUACCUCUUUGCUCUGAUUGCGAGCCUUCACCACCCUUUAUCCCAAGCCCCUUCAAUUAGUUUUUGUUUUUCUACAGCAGGAGUAAUUUAUCUGAUGAACUAAUUAAGGGCCAAUUGAUAAUUAUUGGUGGAUUGUAAUGUAAUUAAGAGUUGCUGGUUGGUUUCAAUGUGCUGCACUGGAAUGUCUGAGUUCCCUUGCCUUUCUCUGGAGAAAAUAAUUAUUAAUAUUGUUAUUAAGAAUAAACAAAGUUGGAUGAUU
Molecule: messenger RNA, 4630 nt
Organism: Oncorhynchus nerka (sockeye salmon)
Lineage: Eukaryota; Metazoa; Chordata; Actinopteri; Salmoniformes; Salmonidae
Product: serine/threonine-protein kinase MARK2-like
Biological process (GO): protein phosphorylation; microtubule cytoskeleton organization; intracellular signal transduction
Cellular component (GO): cytoplasm
Molecular function (GO): protein serine/threonine kinase activity; ATP binding; tau-protein kinase activity
Source: RefSeq, a predicted model, not a curated record